AUUUGAAACUGCCGAAUGGAAUCAGGAAAGCAAAAUCUAGUUCCGCAGUUGGUCCAAAUUAUAUAAAUAGUCCGAAAACUGAGAAACCGCCAAUGUUAACAUUGUCACCGGAAUAUUUGUCACCAGAUUUUCCAUCACCAGAUAAAGUUCAGAAUAACAAUCUAACAGUCCCAGCGAGCCCGGGGGACAGUGGUAGUUCACUGGUCUCCCAGGGUUCAUUUUCAAGUGUCAAUAGUCAAACGACGGCUUCCACAGUAGUUACCGCAGUCGAAGUAACGAUCACACAAUUCCUACCGUUGAUUCGAGACAUAAAACAAAAAGUGGAGAAAAUAUCACGCAGAUGCCAAAUAGCAGAACAUCAUCGUCGCAUUUGCAGUGCAUUAUUAGAUCGAGCUUUAAUAGCCGAUGAUGCAGUGCGAUAUUACGAGAGUCGACAACAUGAAGACGAGGAAUUUUGGAAAUCGAAACAUAAUUAUUCGUGUGUUCAAAGACUUGCUGAGGCGGUUGAACAGAUUGAGGAUUUUAUACGGAAUGUGUCGCAGCUUCGACGAUAUCGAAGGUUUAUUAAAAAGAACAAUAUACAAUUUACGUUUCAGCAUUUGUCAACAGAAAUUGAUGCUGCCCUACGAGAUCUGAAUAUUAUUUCGUCAAAUGCUGACCAGUUCCAGAUUGGACAAGAUUUAAAGGUUGUGGAAGAUGAUUUGAAUGAUAUGUCAAGGUUUCUACAAGAAAUUCUUGGUGGUAUUACGGAUCAAUUUGGCCAAGUAUCACGUGAAAUAGAAGAAAUAUAUGCACUAAAUGCAACAUUCCGUAUACGUAAACCAUUAGUACCUGCAUUAACAGCAACCGCAAUGAUAGAUGCUUCGACGGUGAAAAGAUUAACCCCACCAGUGCAGCCAAGCAUGAAUGUCGAGAAAGCAACUUGGAAUAAUAUGAAUGUAGCAUUGACAAAGAUCAAACGACAUUUCAAAGACGAAGACUUGAGUGGUAAAAACAAAAUACGAAACAACGUAGCGAUCUUAAAAAAAGUUGUAAACUGCAACCAUAUCAUUACUUUUCAUGGCGUAAUCGAAGAAUGGGACGAGGCGAAACGAAUGAAAUUUCUAUACGUAGUGACUGAAUGGGCCGAAUUCGGAAAUCUACGAGAAUACUACAGGAAUUUCGGUCCGUUGUCGUGGACGAGGAAAUUGUCAAUAGCUGUUGAUGUGAUACGAGGGCUAAAUUUUUUACGAGCCGUGGAUAUCUUGCAUCAUGAGUUGACGCCGAGUUCGGUGUUGAUAACGGCAGAUCAUCGAGCAAAGAUUUCGGGUUGUGGGUUGAACUUUUUCUCGUCCGAUAAUGGGCGGGCUAACAGUACGGAUCGUAUAAGCGAUAUGGUUGAUAAGUACCGAUAUUUGGCACCGGAGAGACUGAAGUCGGAUUUUGCGUAUGAUGUUAAAUGUGAAAUUUAUAGUUUUGGAAUGUUACUAUUGGAGAUUGCAGAAGAAAAUUUACCACUACAUGGACACAAUUAUAAAACAGUAAUUGAAGCAUUACGAGAAAACACAUACAGGCCACAAGAACUGUUUACAAGGACAAAAAUGACACCGAAAGAAUAUCGAGAACUUGUACUUUUGGCAAUAAACCAUGAAAGAAGUCGUCGUCCCCCAUUUUCCGAAAUGUUCCUUUCCUUAAACGCAAUGUUGAAACGAUGCAGAGCUGCAGAAGCAUUGCUAGACGAAUCGCUAGCCCUCACGCCGACUUUAACUACCACGUCUACAUCAAUAACAUCUUCGCCAUCUGAUAGUGGUUUUGAGGGUGAAAUCUUGAUUGGACUUUCGGAUGAAUUAAGGAAUGGGCUGGCACCUUUUGAAGAAAUUGAAGAUCAAAUUAUGAUUUGA
Molecule: messenger RNA, 1880 nt
Organism: Ambispora leptoticha
Lineage: Eukaryota; Fungi; Glomeromycota; Glomeromycetes; Archaeosporales; Ambisporaceae
Source: the annotation of a GenBank genome assembly